Molecule: messenger RNA, 8116 nt
Organism: Coregonus sp. 'balchen'
Lineage: Eukaryota; Metazoa; Chordata; Actinopteri; Salmoniformes; Salmonidae
Source: the annotation of a GenBank genome assembly
CCUCCAGCGGAGAGUGGCGGUAGCACAACGUUUUCAGAAACCUCCUUUUCAGUUUACUGUGGUAUGGCAUUGGGCAGAAUGGAGACCAAACCAGUAAUAACCUUUCUCAAAACCCUCCUCAUCGUUUACUCCUUCGUAUUUUGGGUAAGUUAACGUUACCCUCGGUUUAUUCAUGCCCCAUUAUAAGCCUUGGGGAGAUAGUUGUCGUCGUAGAUGCAGACAUAUGAGGCGUACUCGUAUAGAAAAUAAGUGCAUGCCAACGUGCCCUCUAUGACGAAAGGGGUAGCCUACCGUGAUUUUUCUAUAUGGAUGGUGAAUUUAGUUAAUUCGAGGGUUGGCUUUUGUCUUUAUAGGACUUCUUGCUACCGUACAUUUAAUGUUAUAAAUGUGGUUCAGCUGUGCCUUUAUGAUGAUGACUUCUUAUCGGGGCAAUGUUUACAACCACACGCUUGGAGAAAUGCGACAUCCUCAGUUUAUUGCGCACGUUGUCACCGACUCCAGCUCUGUAUUUGCUCUGUAUUUCGAAGUUGCCAGUAUGACCGCAAUACAUAUGCAUGGCAUAUGCGUAGAAUAUAGAGCGCAGCAGCAUCUCUGUAGUGACAGAGACAGGCAGAGGUUAUCAGUCGAGGCUGUUGAUGCAGGCAAAUCAGCAGCCACUCUUGUAACGGUUUCUGUCUGGUCCAUCAUUUGGUGCGUAGCAGCAUGGAAGUCCUCCCGUCAAUGCAAAGGCUACAGUAUGCAUAGUCAUUGGUUAUUAUACCGGCAUACAAUGUUUUGUCAUUGAUUUAGACUAACCAUACUGUAUAUGUGGCACUAUAUAGCCCCGACAUGGAUGUGCACCUGACUUUGUGUUUUGUAAACAUAGCCUACAGCACAUUUGAAAUGAUUUGUCUGCAUCCUGUUAAGUUGUUUGUUUUGACCAUAGAGGUCCUACUAAAUUAAUAGAGGGGCUAUGUCAUAAACCCUCAAAGAUUCAGAAUGGUAUGAUAAUGGCAGCCAUUUUGGUCAGGGAUAAAUCCAAACCAGUCUAAUCGGAAUGAAUGGCAGUAUAGGCAUAGGUCAGGGGUAUUCAACUCUUACCCUACGAGGUCCGGAGGCUGGUUGUUUUCUGUUCUACCUGAUAAUUAAUUGCACCCACCUAGUGUCCCAGGUCUAAAUCAUUCCCUGAUUAUCCCUGAUUAGAGGGGAACAAUUAAAAAAUGCAGUGGAACUGGCAUCGAGGUCCAGAGUUGAGGUAAUGCUUUUACUUAUGCAGGAAAAUAAAAGUAAUGCAUGUGAUAUAUCAGAAAUUGUGUAAUAGAAAUACUGUCACUGCAAAAUAUUGUCAUAUAAUAAUAAAUACAGUUUAUACUGGUUUUAUAAAAAAGAAAAUCUGUAUAAAUAGCCUUUAAAUUAUAUGUAAACUAAACAGACCAUAAAUGUCUAAAUUGUUUUGUUUUCUUGCAAAGCUGGGAGUGUUAUUAUAUGAUACAAUAUCAGUACCUGUUGCAUUUACAACUUGUCUAAGUCCUAUCAUCAAUGGAUUUCAGUCAGUGUAUGGCUGUGGAUUGACUGCAUUGUUUUUAUGGCAUGUUGGCGUAUUGGCAGUUAAUAUGAAAAAUGAGUGGAAUCAUUCCACUAAACUGGCUGGCUAGCUAGCUAACAAACAUACAGUGCAGUUUUAUUAUUCAAAUUCAUUAUCAUUAUCAUUCUUAUCACAGCACUGGCAAACCAUGGUUGACCAACUCCCUGACCAAAAUGUCUGACCUUUAUCACAUUAUAAGAAGGUUAAUCUCCAUUCUAGUAUUCUAAUUUCAAAAUUCUAUGGUCUUGACUGACUCACUCUUAUAAUUUUGUCAUAUGUCUCCUGAGACUAUCAUUGUCAUACCAUAGCAUGUAUUUAUUGAGCCAACUCAUCUGUCUAUUAGGCUACAUGAGAAACAGUAGCCUACAGAUGGGCAUGAAGUUGGAGGGGUAACUGGGUAACACAUAAGCAAUCCCUCUACAGUCAAACUAAAAGUAAACAAACUCACAGUGUGUAUUUGCAGCUCUUAUCCUGAGAGAUAUCUUUGUUAGACAAGGAUGGAGGGAUGCUCCUUCUACAACUUCAGGGGAGAAAGUUGGGAUGGGCUGAGGUCAGAGGGGUGGGUGUUGGUGUUGGUUUGGAAUUCUUCAGAUAGUUUGGUUCCUGAUCAGACCCUACACCCAAACGAGGGCACUACGUUCAUCCACCUCUGGCCUGCUAGCCCCCCUACCUCUACGGAAGCACAGUUCCCACUCAGCCCAGUCAAAGCUAUUCGCUGCUCUGGCACCCCAAUGGUGGAACAAGCUCCGCCAGGACAGCGGAGUCACUGACCACCUUCCGGAGACACUUGAAACCCUACCUCUUGAAGGAAUACCUGGAAUAGUAUAAAAGUAAUCCUUCUACCCUCCCCCCAUAAAAAAAAUUAAUAAAAAAAAAAAAAAAAAAGUGGUUGUCCCACUGGCUAUCAUAAGUUGAAUGCACCAAUUUGUAAGUCGCUCUGGAUAAGAGCGUAUGCUAAAUGACGGAAAUUUAAAAAUGUUCCUGAGUUUCACUGUCGUCAGCUUGUCAUGAUAGCUAAUGUCUUCCGGCGAGUGCUUCAGACUCUAGUUCACACAGUGCGGUCUCCAGUAGUGCAGGUGGCAGACUUGAGGUAUGUCAGACACUGGCAUGUAUUAAUGUUCCUGUUAAAAAUAGACCCCACAGAGGAGACUGGUGGGAGGAGCUAUAUGAGGACGGGCUCAUUGUAAUGGCUGGAAUGGAAUAAAUGGAACGUAGUCAAACCCAGUGGGCCAUGUUUUCCCUUUUGGUGACUGGGGGGAAAGGGGUCGUCCGGGUUGUCAUGGCUGCUGGUUUCUGAGUAAUCUCUCAGAUUGCAUUGGAAUUUAUUAGUUAGAUGUUGCCAAUGUUUUCUUCAUGGCCCUAAUGGUUCAGAUUGUUAGUGUAAUUUGAUCCUAGAUCUAGGACUAAGGGCAACCUCUACAUUGGUCGAUUGCAUCACAACAACAACAUCAUCACUUCCUCCAACCCUCCUCCAGCCCUAGCCUGGGUUCUGUUUUCAACAUAUGACAUCAGCUAUAUUGCAUGCAGACAAACACACUGUCUAGUCUAUCUUCUGGCCUGACUAUCAAUGCAAUAGAUGGAAGGAUGUUUAUAAUACAAAGACAAGAUAGAUAGAUUGAUAGACAUUGAUCAAUCAGUAGAGGGACAAGUAUAUUGAUGCAACGACAAAGAAAACAUAACAUAAUGGCAACAAUUAAAAACACCAUUUAAAAGUACUUCUGCAAACACACUCCUUAACAUGCAGAACUCACCUCUCAGGGCCAUUGGACAAGGGCAUACAUACGACCCCCUGUUGUCACGUCACAGCAGAACAGCUGACAUGAACAUGUGACUAUUAGUGUGGGCAAUCGGUUUGUGCAGUUGUCUUGGUAGGCUAUACGUAGUGUGUGUGUGCGUGCGUGUGCCCCCACUUAUAACUCAUGAUUAAGAUAUUAUAAUUUAUCACAAAGUUCCAAAAACUUCUGAAAAAAACUAAAAUGUUCUUGAAUGCCUUGCGAAAAAUGGUAUUUACAUGAUAGUUAGCCUACCUGUUUUUUGUUUAUAGAAACAAGCAAGCGAUUCUUGUUAAAUAAGAUAUAAGGUGAAUAUACGCCAGGGUUGUGGGUUCGAUUCCCACAGGGGACCAGUAUGAAAAAAUGGCAUUGGGCACUAACUGUAAGUCACUCUGGAUAAGAGUGUCUGCUAAAUUACUAAGAUGUAAAUGUAAAUAUCAGCGAUAAUAGAACAGUCGAAUAAACCAUUAUCAAGGCAGUGUUCUUAUAAUGAUGCCAGAUAGUUCAGUCUAUCCUGAAUGGUCAUUAAGUAAAAGCCCACACACAGGCCACGAGGUGAAGCCUAAUUGAUUGUCUGCUAAGUUCUCUACGCACAUUGAAACCGCAAGAUGUCCAACAGUGAUGAAUGUAGGAGCAUUGCCAUUAUACUGUGUACAUUAUGUAAUACCAGCUAUACAGUACAGAGAGGGAUCUGAGCUUGAAUCAUUAAUGCAGUGUUUGUGUUUCCACUCAUUACUAAACCGAGCCCUCUGGACUGUGUUGGCGUCAUUACUUACGAAUGGUUGAGAAAUAAACAUAUUCAGAGAUAAUAUAGAGAAAUGUUAUUGAUUUAGGUCUGUGGUGGUGCUUUGUUAAAAAGUAAAGUUGUAUAAUUUCGUGGUUUGUAGUGCCUCAGUCUUUUAAUUUGUGAAGAACAGUCCAGGUUUCGAGGGCAGGUAGUGCAUUUAGACUUAUGGAGAGGGAGGGGGUUUGCCACCUGCUGUUCAUACAAGGUUAGAAUGACAAAGAGAGGAGGAGAGGGAGCUUUUCUGUAUGUUUUGGCUGAGUUCUGCUUGGAUACUGCAGCACCUCAGAGAUAGAUGUCUGUUACCAUGGAGACAGUCUAACUCUGGCCCUGCCAGCCGAACGGUCCCUGUCCUUGACUCCUCUCCUAGUGUUCUUCCAUCCCAAACGGGUGCACAUGUUUGUCCCAGCCCAGCACUAACAAACCUGAUGCAACUAAUCAAGGCCUUGAUGACUAGGCCUAUGACGUGCAGACGUUUGUCCAGCACUGCACCUUAUUCAGGUAAUGAUAAUACAUUUAGACCACAAUUGGCCCUGUACACCUGCCAGUAAAACUAUAUGUCACAUUGUUUAUGUGCCUGUGUGGUUCUGCUUAUGUGGAUGUGUGUGUGCAGGCCUGCUAUGUGGCAAUAUGGCAGCCGGCAGGAGAGAGGGACCUCAUGGAGGGGGGGUAGGGGGCUGAUGAUGAGUUGGCAACAGGCUUCGCUAGUGGGGUGUCUUUAACAGAUCGGCACCCCUUCUGUACCCCGUCCCAAAAAGCAGUGGCCCCCCAGCUGGGACACAGGGGCGUUUAGCUGGCUCACACAACACACUCCUUUAUGAGUGGCCUUCAUUAGAAAUGCUUAGAGCAGCGCAACAGGAGGAAGCGGCUCGCUCUGGAUCAAAGGGUCCUUUUGAUUCGCUCCCUCUUUUUUUGUGUUUGUGUGUGUGUAUGUGUGUUCCACAGAAAAACUAUCAACAUAUCCCUUCGCCUUUAAACUCUCCCCCAUUCAUUCCUUCCCUCUCUAUGUCUCUCUCUCCCUCUCUUUCUCUGCACUCCCCUCUCUGUUAUGACACCUAGAAACAACUGCUGUUUGCUCCUUGGUCAGAGAGGACAAGCUGAAAGGUUGAUCUAGUUAUCACAUAUGUAAGGGAUAAUCAAUGAGGGGCUAUGCGUUCUAUGGAAAAUAAUGAACGACGUGGAAGGUGUGUUCUACGACGCGUUAGCGGAGUGGAACUGACCUUCCACUGAGUUGCAUUCUUUUCCAGAGAACGCAUAGUGCUCCGACUUGAUUAUCCCUUUUAUACCAUGGCUAUAAUUUAACACAUUUGCCAGUAGAAAUGUGUUCAUUUGCCGGUAGAAAUGUGUUCAACAUCCACUGAAGUAGCUAGCAAGUUUACUAGAUAGCUACAGUAGUUGCCAUGGUAACCAAACAAAAAUACUUGCUAGUUUAACUAACCAAACCAUCAGUCCUAGCUUGCUAUUAUGAAAAUCGAAUUCAACAAUGCCAAUACUGUUUUCAAUUUGACAUUUGCUUUCAAAAGCAGCGCAAACAAAACAUGUACAAAUUAACUAUAGCCAUUGAAUUCUACCAUGUAAGAAUGCACUUCAAGUCAAUCAGAAAGGAGUAUUCAACAAUGCAUGGUAUAAUUAAGCAAUAAGGCCCGAGGGGGUGUGGUAUAUGGCCAAUAUACCAUGGCUAAGAGCUGUUCUUAUGCACAACGCAACCCUUAGCUGUCGUAUAUUCGCCAUAUACCACAAACCCCUGAAGUGCCUUAUUGCUAUUAUAAAAUGUAUAAACCAACGUAAUUAGAGCUGUAAAAAUAAAUGUUUUGUCAUACCCGUGGUAUACUGUCUGAUAUACAACGGCUGUAAGCCAAUCAGCAUUCAGGGCUCAGACCAGCCAGUUUAUAACUACAUUUAAACCUGCUAUCAAUUACACUCAAAACUGACCUGAGAUCUGUGUCCAGGGCCAACUUCAUUGUCCCAUACUGUAGAGAGGCAGAUGGUGGGUGGCUAUGCAUUGUUGAGCCACGUGGGGGUGUUCUCUAGUCUUUGGUCUCAGCACGAUCAGUAGCACCAACAGAAGCAACACUGCACUCUGCUGUCUGAAUAGUGUACCUCUGGAUAACAACAUCUGUCUGGCAUCUUCUCUCCACUCUCCUCUGUCUCCUCCAUCUGCCCUCUCACCCAUAUAUUUCCCCUCUACUACCUACCCUCUCUCUGUCCUCUCCCCUGUCACUCAUCUCCUUUCCCACUCUCUUUCUCUCUUUCCUUGUCUUCUUCAGAUCACAGGAGCGAUCCUCUUGGCAGUGGGAGUAUGGGGGAAGUUUAUGCUGGGCCCAUAUAUCUCUCUGAUAGCUGAGAACACCACCAAUGCUCCAUAUGUCCUCAUCGGCACUGGGACUGUCAUCAUCGUCUUCGGCCUGUUCGGAUGCUUCGCCACCUGCAGGGGAAGCCCAUGGAUGCUCAAACUAGUGAGUGAGAGGGAGAGGAGCGUGCAGACAGACACACACACUGGAGCUGUGAAUCUGCAGCUGGGGUUGUGAAGCAUUGUUUUGAUGCUGAUUAACCCCGAGCAGUUAGAGAAGCACAGUGAUAAUGAUCUACAUAACACAUACAGUACUUCACUCACUAGCCUGCCCCCACCACACCCAACCUCUGUGUGUGUAGCUUAUUUUUUAAAUAUUUGUUUUCCCACUUCUUUCUCCCCCCCUCUCUCUACCCAUCUCUCUCUUUCUCGUUCUCUCUCUACAGUAUGCAAUGUUCUUGUCCCUGGUGUUCCUAGCUGAGUUGGUGGCUGGGAUCUCUGGCUUUGUUUUUCGUCAUGAGGUCAGUUUCUCUAUUUGGAAUACAUUACCCACAAUUCAUCUGGCCCCAUCUCAGCCGCUUACCUGCCAAUAGAAAUACGUCACAUCACUUGUGUGUGUGUGUGUGUGUAUGUGCGUGUUUGUGCGAGUGUGUUUGCGUGUGUGUGUAUCCACAGAUAAAGGGCACCUUCCUGAGGACGUAUACUGACGCGGUGUUGAACUAUGAUGCUGAGGAUGAGAAGAGCCUGGUUGUGGACAACGUCCAAAGCAGCGUGAGUCACAACAACAACAAAACGACUAUUAUAACAACAAUACACAAUUCAAUCACAUUUCUGUCUGUGUGUUUCUCUCCAGCUGCAUUGCUGUGGGGUGUACAACUACACCAGCUGGUUGGGCAGUGUGUACUACCCUGCCAACGGCUUUCCCCUGAGCUGCUGCUCCAACUCCUCUGACUGCAGCCCACAGGACCUCCGCAACACCACUAUAAACCACACCAAGAUCAACCAGCAGGUGUGUGUGUGUGUGUGUGUGUGUGUGUGUGCAUGUGUGUGUGUAUGCGUGUCUGUAACCCAUCCACUGUGUUACACACUAACCCGUCCCCUGUGUUUCAGGGCUGUUACGAACUGGUCACCUCCUUCCUCGAGACCAACAUGGCCAUCAUUGCAGGAGUGACAUUUGGCAUAGCCUUCUCACAGGUGACAUAGAGAGAAUGUACUUGUGUGUUGAUAUGAGUGCUGUUUUUAAGGUCUACUAUAAUCUAAAGCUGUGUUUCCCAACUCCAAUCCUCCAGUACACCCAACAGUACACAUUUUUAUUGUAGCCCCGGACAAUACAAAUAUGUACUGCUGGGGGUACUCAAGGACUGGAGUUGGAAAACACUGAUCUAAAGUAAUCUCUCUCUCUCCUUCUCAGUUGAUUGGCAUGUUGCUGGCAUGCUGUCUGUCCAGGAUCAUUACAGCUAAUCAGUAUGAGAUGGUGUAGCUGGAAGAGCAGGUUAGUGACUAUUCUCUCACUCAAACACACACGCACACACACACACACGCACACACUAUACACACACACUAUAAACACAUCUAAGAGCCUGUGUGGUUGUUUGUUUUCAGGGAGAUGAAGAUGAGAGGGCGAACAGCAUCUUGGUAGACUGGGACAGAAGAUCCCCACAACACUAGCACACUGCAUCACUAAAUCUCUCUCUCUCUCUCUCUCU